AGCUUUUGUGAAAGAUCCUAUCACGCUUAAGUAAACAGGGCGCAGGAAGUCCUUCAUUACACAACCCGCUCUUCUCUUCUCGGUCCAGAGUUUGUGUUAGUUGUUGAUAACCGACCUCUUGUUGUCUCCGGAGCACCGUCGUUUUCCGUUAUUUUUUGCAUUGGUUUAAUCAACCUCACUAUAUACACAUUAAUUAUUUUGCUUUCAGACAGCGGGGCCGUCAUUACAGGUCGGACAAGUUUGCGUUGCGUGGAAUGAAGACAUCAGCCCAUCAGUUGGAGACAAUUAACUGGAGCAAUCAUGUUCGUCGAGGCCAACAACCGAAUAUACCUGCGUUUUCUUUAACAUUAAAUAUACGGCUCGGUGGAGCGAGAGGAUGAUCGCUGAGUCCACAAAAGUUGUGUACCUAAACCGGACAAAGAGCAAGCCGCAGUAGGCCUGCCUUAAACGUCGCCUUCACUAAGAAAGACACCCUCGCCGCGUGGCACUUCACCCUGCCUCUAUAUUUUCUCGUCCUCAGUGACUAAGCAUUAAGCUUGAUGUGGUUAUAACACUUAGGCUGUUUCUUCUUCCUUCAAUUUCGUACGCUCAGUAACAAUCUGACAUCUCACCUGGAGACUCUUCAGCCGGAAAGCAUUUUUUUCCCAUUUGUACACGGGUUUGCCAAGCGUCUCUGUAAUCUCAACUGAUGAAAGUGAUUGAUUGAAGUCAGUGUGACUGAAGUCAGUAACUGAAGUUAGUCGUACACCAAUUCAAUCAUAUUAAGUUGUGCAACUGACUAUUCGUGCAAGACAUCCAUUUAUUGCACUGAACUACCUGUAUAUGGUCGGACAAAUCAAUGAUCAGCUGCAGAUGAUGGAUAACCAAACCGACAACUUCACUUCCCUGCCUCAACCUACAUCAGCGGAAGCUUCAACUCCUCUGUCCCCUGCUGUACUCGCCCUUCGCACGACGCUCAUCACCCUCAUCGCCAUCUUCAUCGUGGUUGGUGACGUCUUCUCCAUUGUUGUUGUGCGUCGAAUCAAAGACUUAGCCGAGAGCAGUAAGAUUCUGAUGAUAUCACUGGCUUCUAAUGACCUACUGGUCGGUCUGUAUGCCAUCCCAACUAUCGUAGCCUCGGCUCUGGACCAUUGGCCGUUUGGAAGCAUCGUCUGUAGUAUUCAAGGCUUCGUAGCUUUGACUUCAGUGACUCUAUCUGUGUGCCUCAUCUGCUUGUUGAACCUGGAGCGCUACGUUGCCGUCACUCACCCGUUCAGGUUCCAGGUGUGGUUCCAGAGGCGCAAUGUGCUUGCUGCGGUGACUGUGGCAGCUAUCCUGUGUAUUGCUCUGGUAGUCAUCCGCAUUUGGUUGAUAAUGCCCAUGUCAUACAUCCCAGCCAGCGUGUUGUGCAUCGGUGAACACGGCACAGCCGUUCUAGAGAUCACGCUGACUGUAGUGGUAGCUGUGGCUCCGGUCGUCAUUAUGGUUUUUAUCUAUCUUCGGCUCAUCCACAUCAGUCGGCAGCACGCCCGGAAAAUUCAAGCUCAAGUCGGCGGGCAACGCGGCGUGCAGAAAGCUGCCCGUAGCCUGGGACCCGACACUAAGGCCGUGCGCACUUUCUUGGUGGUCACUGUGUGUUUUGCUUUAUGUUGGAUGCCAAUCCAAGGCUCCAGGGCCUACGCUGCUGUAUCUGGAAGCUCCUUACCGAACUGGUUAGUGUUUGUGACGACUUGGUUGGCUGCUUCCAACAGCUUCUUUAACGUCUGCAUCUACUAUGUCUUCAAUGCAUCAUUUCGAAGCGAGGCAAGACGAGCACUUAACAGGCUCCGAUGCGGCAAAUGUUCAUCUGUUGGCCCGGUGGAAGCUUAGCCUGAGGAGACAUUUAAACUUUGGCUUUGUCACCGGCAUCGGUCUCAUCUCUCGCCUCAGAGGUGAACUCAAACAGAAAAUACUCUCAACAUUGACCCUAAUAUUUCAUAUAAAGGUUGUAAGGUCUCGAAGUUGAAGCAGAACACUGACCUGCUGAGCCAGGAUGGAUCCACCUUGUUAGGGGCCUGGAAAUCCCCCGACACAAAGCCUCAUACCGGACACGACACCGAGAUAUUGAAAACCGUUGGCGUAACUAUACGGGGGAGGUCCAUAACCCCGGUGUCCCCCAUUUGAAAUCUUGAAUUGCACAAAACCAAUGUAUACGUUAUCUUCAGUGCCCCCUUUGAAAAAUUGGUGCACCCCCAGGUAUACCCCUAGAA
Patiria miniata (bat star) is the source of this 2228-nucleotide messenger RNA. RefSeq names its product beta-3 adrenergic receptor-like. NCBI's taxonomy places the organism in Eukaryota, Metazoa, Echinodermata, Asteroidea, Valvatida, Asterinidae. Gene Ontology annotation, molecular function: G protein-coupled receptor activity. The transcript has a single exon. The coding region runs from base 823 to 1848 and encodes 341 amino acids. The record is from RefSeq and is a predicted model, not a curated record. Gene Ontology annotation, biological process: G protein-coupled receptor signaling pathway. Gene Ontology annotation, cellular component: membrane.